AAAAGAUCUAAGUUCAAUAAAAAUGUGUGUAUAUGUGUGUGCGUGUGUAUGUGUGUAUUUGUGUUUAUCAAAAAAAAAAAAAAAGUCUCCAUUUUCACAUGUUAAUUCUUUGCUUUUUUUAUUUUUUUAUCUUCUUUCCCUUUUCUUUUGUUGUUAUUCUUUUUCUUUUCUUUAUCUAAAAUAUAUGCCUUUUAUUAAUACCAAUCAAAAAGAAGAGAAAUACCGUAUUGUAGAUGAAAUUUUAUCAGCGCCUGAUUAUUACCGUGUAUUGGGUAUAAAGAAAGAUACGCCUGCUGAAGAUAUCAGAAGAGCGUAUAUCAAACGAGGUAGAAUAUGCCACCCAGAUAAAUUUGUGCCUUCCUAUCCUCGAGCGACAGAAAGUUUUCAAUUAUUGUCUAUAGCCUAUGAAACCCUUAGUAAUCCUUCUACCAAAUUAUUAUACGAUGUAUCGAAACACAAAGGUACAUCAGCUACCUCUUCUAAUUUUAGUUGUCAUAACCAUACGAAUCCAAACGAUACAUUGCACAAAGUGUUGCAUCAGUUGUUUAAUGAAAUGUUGGAUGGCGAGUUUCAAACCAUGCGGGCUUUUAUACAUGCACUGAAUGAAACCAAUCCUGGAAUGCAUAUCACAGAAGAUGCGAUUCUUCAAAUUGAAUUAGGUUUUCGGAAAAUGCGUGAAUUAUUUCAAUCCACACAACAAUACUAUAAAGUGGUUCAGUUUGAAUUGAUGAAACUGUACGAGUUACAACAUGAAUUAAGAGCCUUGAGUUAUUUUAGUUUAUGGAAACGAAUGCAAUUAUCUAUCACUAUCUGCAAAGUGUUGUUACAACUUCCGAUCAUUAUUAAUGCAGAAUCAAAGCAGAGACAGUUAUUGGAAGACUCAGACAGUAAAAAGAACGAAAAUAAACAACAACCAGGCGGUAUAUUAAACCAAAAGAUUGAACAUGCAUUACAAAUGGCUGUUGACCUAUUAGAAACAGGUGAAAGAUUAACACAGUGCUGGUAAUAAAACAUAUUUGUCUCGGACCACCUUUCUUUUUAUUUUGUGUACACAUACGCAAACAACUUACUCCGAUCCUUAUUUGACUUGAUCUACACAUAAAAAUGCACAGACAUCAUCAAAGAGAAAGUGGAGACAAGAGAGACAGAGAAGACAAUGAUCGAGAAAAAAAAAAAGAAGCAUGUCUAUCUUAUUCCCGAGAAUUCGUGCUGAUAGUGGUCUUUUUUGAUAGUUUUUGCAUUUUUUUUUGUAAUGUAACACACUCUUUCUCUUUUUCUGUUCCUUUUUGAAUUAAAGCUAGAUUUUGCCAUACUAAAAAAAAAAAGCUUUAAAAUUUAAAGUACCUUUUUUUUAGUGAUUUUAUCAAAACGGUAUUAUAUAAAAGAACAAAACAGAAAGAAAUAUACAAUGUAUCUUGG
Molecule: messenger RNA, 1419 nt
Organism: Gilbertella persicaria
Lineage: Eukaryota; Fungi; Mucoromycota; Mucoromycetes; Mucorales; Choanephoraceae
Exons: 6
Coding region: 185-1006 (273 amino acids)
Biological process (GO): cellular response to misfolded protein
Cellular component (GO): endoplasmic reticulum membrane
Molecular function (GO): Hsp70 protein binding
Source: RefSeq, a predicted model, not a curated record